UCAUAAAUUGAAAUGACCGUUUUUUUCCACCAGAGGCCGUGAACGCAGCGCGAGGCAUCGCGGCGGUCACGUGACGUUUUGUUGACGGUAGAGGACGGAGGGAAGAUGGCGGCCCGCUGGAGCAGCGAGAAUGUGGUGGUGGAGUUUCGGGAUGCGCAGGCCACCGCCAUGUCCGUGGACUGCCUGGGCUCACACGCCGUUCUGUCGGGCCGGCGUUUCCUGUACAUGGUGAACCUGGAGGCGCCGUCCGAGCCGCCGCGAAAAAUCGGGCGUCAGAGCAAAUGGGACGUGGGGACGGUCCAGUGGAACCCGCACAGGUCCGAGUCCCACGUCUUCGCCGCCUCGAGUAACCAGCGGGUGGAUCUGUACUCGUGGAGAGACGGCUGUGGAGAAGUUCACACCUCGCUGCAGGGACACACUCGAGUCAUCAGUGAUCUGGACUGGUCCUGGUUUGAGCCGGAGUUCCUGGUCACCAGCUCAGUGGACACCUACAUCUACAUCUGGGACACGAGAGACACUCGUAAACCCACGGUGGCGCUCUCUGCUGUCG
Molecule: messenger RNA, 550 nt
Organism: Plectropomus leopardus (leopard coralgrouper)
Lineage: Eukaryota; Metazoa; Chordata; Actinopteri; Perciformes; Serranidae
Source: RefSeq, a predicted model, not a curated record